Sporothrix brasiliensis 5110 is the source of this 1281-nucleotide messenger RNA. Its product is annotated as serine/threonineeeee-protein phosphatase PP1-1. NCBI's taxonomy places the organism in Eukaryota, Fungi, Ascomycota, Sordariomycetes, Ophiostomatales, Ophiostomataceae. The record is from RefSeq and is a predicted model, not a curated record. Gene Ontology annotation, cellular component: cytoplasm. Gene Ontology annotation, molecular function: protein serine/threonine phosphatase activity. Gene Ontology annotation, biological process: G1/S transition of mitotic cell cycle; peptidyl-serine dephosphorylation. The coding region runs from base 1 to 1281 and encodes 426 amino acids. The transcript has 3 exons.
AUGGCCGACGUUCCACGACCAGGGCCGGCGAAGCUGACUGCGGGCGCGGGCCUGGACGAGUGGCUCGAGGAGGCGAAACAGUGCCACUACCUACCCGAGGCCGUCAUGAAGCAGCUCUGCGAGAUGGUGAAGGAAGUGCUGAUGGAGGAGUCAAACAUCCAGCCUGUUUCAACGCCGGUGACGAUCUGUGGCGACAUUCACGGCCAAUUCUACGAUCUAUUGGAGCUGUUCCGCGUAGCGGGUGGCAUGCCGGGCGAGACAGACGUGCAGGCACCUAGGACGAUGACUGCCGUGAUCACCUCGGAGGACAUUGAGCCACCAACGGAGAUCCGCAACCCGCGGCUACGGAGGAAACUGCACGCGGGCCUGAUUGGCGGUGGCGACGACGCGGCAUUCGACGACGACGGCGAAGGCAGCAGCGGUGGCGAGGCAGAGGGAGCGGAAGGCGUCGCAUCAGCAUCCGCAUCAGCGGCGGCGGGGGAUGCAAUCGAUGCGGCCAACGGCGGCGAUGCGGACAACAGCCGCACAGGCAACACGACUGAGGGCGCAUCGAGCACGUCGCAGUCGGCCGACUCGCGCUUUGUGUUUUUGGGCGACUUUGUCGACCGCGGCUACUUCAGUCUCGAGACGUUUACGCUGCUCAUGUGCCUCAAGGCCAAGUACCCGGACCGCAUUGUGCUGGUCCGCGGCAACCACGAGUCGCGCCAGAUUACGCAAGUGUAUGGUUUCUACGAAGAGUGCCAGCAAAAGUACGGCAACGCGUCGGUAUGGAAGGCGUGCUGCCAGGUCUUUGAUUUCCUUGUGCUGGCGGCCAUUGUGGACGGUACGGUGCUGUGUGUGCACGGCGGUCUGUCGCCGGAGAUCCGCACCAUUGACCAGAUCCGUGUUGUCGCGCGUGCCCAGGAGAUCCCGCACGAAGGCGCAUUUUGCGACCUCGUGUGGAGUGACCCGGAGGAUAUUGAGGCGUGGGCGGUCAGUCCGCGCGGUGCUGGCUGGUUGUUUGGCGACAAGGUGGCGCACGAGUUCAACCACGUCAACGGGCUCAAGACAAUUGCGCGUGCGCACCAGCUGGUCAAUGAGGGAUACAAGUUCCACUUCGCCGAAAAGUCCGUUGUUACCGUCUGGUCAGCACCUAACUACUGUUAUCGGUGUGGUAAUGUUGCGUCCAUCAUGACGGUCGACAACAACCUGGAGUCCAAGUUCCGUAUUUUCUCGGCCGUACCCGACGAGUUCCGCCACACGCCUUUUAACCGUAGGGGGCCGAGCGACUACUUUUUGUAG